AUGUACCUGAGAUUUCAGCGCCUUGUCGCCGUGACAACGGGAAGAGGCAUGUUUACCGUUCGUCACGGCGGCGCCUUCUCACAUCCCGUGCCUCGCCGAGGGCUACACCUUUCUGCCCCCAGACUGAGCGUCGGUUCUGGCAUCUUCUUUGCCGAAAACGCCUUUGAAGGGGAGCAGCUGCAGCAACAGUUGGCAGUGGCUGCCGCCACUGCAGACUAUGACGAGACUAGAAGCGAGGCGUCGACUCGCUCCUUGACAAACGAGGCGGAAAUAGCGGAGGUCACUGCGCAGGAAACGUGCGGAUUGACUGCUGUUUCAAUUCUGCGCGACGCGGUACCGUUGACGAGUUCCGAGGAUAUCAAGGACCUUCUAAAAGGCUGUAAAAACGGCAAGGAGGUGCGGCACGUUCUGGACACUGUUUUGUACUGCAACCCACUUUGCCAUGAUGUGUUGAAUGGUCACGGCUACCGCGUGGCUGUGCUGCAGGCGUUGACAGCCGUGGCGCCGCGCACGCAAUGCAUGCAUGAGUGGUUUGAGUGCGUGGAUAAGUUUCGCCGGCUGGGCUUCGUCCUGACGCGCACCUUCGCCGCCGAGGGUUUCACGGUGAUUCGCGAGUGGCUCUCCCAUCACUUUAGCUACGAGGGCCGCUCGCCACUGCUCGUGACGGAAGGUAUUUUUCACAUUCGCGAACUUGUACAAUUUUGCAAGGAGGACCGCCUGGUUUUUGAUCACGUUCUGUACACCCGCAUUGUGUUUCUCCUCACCAUGAUUGUGGGUUUCUUUGACCGGCAGAAUAUUUAUCGCUCAAGUUUUCCGGAAAACUUUACCAAACGUGACGGUGUGGUGGUGGAGUGGGUGAUCAGCUGCGAACGAUGCGUUGAUUUUGAUGAGUGUGUCCUGCAAUGUGACGCGAUGCUGGAGGAGGUGUUAGAGAUGCUCCGCCAGGAUAUCCCCUCGCGUCCUAACUUUAGUGUGAUGUAUCGACUGAUUGACUACUACUUUGCAACAGAUAAUGUGGAGAAGAUGAUUGCUGUGAUGGAGGACGCCGAGAGCUACGGGAUCAGCAUCGCCGAAAGCAGCACCGCAAAGCUUAUGCAGCUUGCCUGCGCUCUGAAUUACCCCACUGUGCCAGAGCUUUUUAUGCGCUGGAGGGUGUCGCUGCCGCAAUGCGUCUUGGCAACCCCCGACAUGAGCCGGUUGAUGUUCUACUACGCGCGUUCCGGGGGUGGGAAGCCGUGUCCUUUGUGUGGCGAGCCGUAUAAUCACCGUAACGUGAAUGUCUAUGUGUGGCAAAAUACACCGGAGCAUCAGCGCAACUGCCAGGCAUUGCUUGGACGCACGGCGGCGCAAAGGCGAGUUGGAUGA
Molecule: messenger RNA, 1365 nt
Organism: Trypanosoma rangeli
Lineage: Eukaryota; Euglenozoa; Kinetoplastea; Trypanosomatida; Trypanosomatidae
Exons: 1
Coding region: 1-1365 (454 amino acids)
Source: RefSeq, a predicted model, not a curated record